This is a messenger RNA of Notolabrus celidotus (New Zealand spotty), 2973 nucleotides long. Its product is annotated as fibroblast growth factor receptor-like 1. NCBI's taxonomy places the organism in Eukaryota, Metazoa, Chordata, Actinopteri, Labriformes, Labridae. Gene Ontology annotation, molecular function: fibroblast growth factor binding; fibroblast growth factor receptor activity. Gene Ontology annotation, cellular component: plasma membrane. The record is from RefSeq and is a predicted model, not a curated record. The transcript is spliced from 7 exons. The coding region runs from base 344 to 1873 and encodes 509 amino acids.
CAGCUGCAGCGCUGGGACGGACAACAAGUCUGCGCUCUGUGCGCUCUUGGAGAAGUCACUCGGUGGACGAAGUGGAGUACACAGGCUGGACUGACUUUUCACAAAUUAGCAUAUGGGACUUCUGUUGUGAUAUAUGGAUGAGUCCGGCGUCUUUUUACCCCCUUGUGACUGUUCUUUUAUCCCCAGAGACGAGAGCGCGCUGUCCCGUUAGACGUCGAUUAAAAGUCGACCUCGUCACUUUUGAUUCAUGGACUCAAUACGGACUGUAGCUGCAAGCGUUUCUGUCAAGAGGCUCAUGCGAGGUUGACUGGAUUCAUUCAUUGUAUAACAAGAUUGUGGGAUCAUGAAGUUGUCUUUGGACAGUAUGGGUGUCCUGAAGAUCGUGCUGCUCUUCUUUGAGGCGGUUUUGCUGACCGACUGUGCGCGAGGACCUCCACGGGUGUCAGAGAAGGUUGCUCACAGACAGACGGCCCGGCUUGGGAGUGCCAUCAAGCUGCCCUGUCCGGUGGAAGGAGACCCCCCACCCCUCAUCAUGUGGACCAAAGAUGGGCGCAACAUCCACAGCGGCUGGAUCCGUUUCCGAAUCCUCCGUAUGGGCCUUAAGAUCAAGGAGGUGGAGGCAGAUGACACAGGGACCUAUAUCUGCAAAGCCACCAACGGCUUUGGAAGUGUUAACAUCAACUACACCCUCAUUGUCAUCGACGACUCGGGCUCUGAUAAAAAAGGACCUGGAGCAACCGAGGGAGCAGAGUCUGACCUGGGCUCUGAUGGCUUGUUAGAAAAAUAUGUGCGUCCUCGCUUCACCCACCCCACUAAGAUGAGAAAAAGGGUGAUCGACCGUCCUGUCGGCAGCUCAGUGCGCCUCAAAUGCAUGGCCAGUGGAAAUCCUCGACCCAACAUUGUGUGGCUGAAGGACGACCGUCAGCUCACGGAGCAGGAGGUCGGCGAGGGCCGUCAGAAGAAGUGGACCCUGAGUCUGAGGAACCUGACCCCGGAGCAGAGCGGCAGAUACACCUGCAGGGUCUCUAAUCGAGCGGGGGAAAUCAACGCUACAUACAAAGUUGAUGUCAUACAACGGACAAACACCAAGCCUGUUUUGACGGGCACUCACCCGGUCAACACGACGGUGGACUUUGGAGGCACCACGUCUUUCCAGUGCAAAGUGAGGAGCGACGUGAAGCCGGUCAUUCAGUGGCUCAAACGAGUCGAGACUAACGAGGAGAGCCGCUACAACUCCACCAUCGAGGUUGGGGACCACCGUUUCGUGGUGCUGCCCACGGGGGACGUGUGGUCGCGACCCGACGGCUCCUACCUCAACAAGCUGCUCAUUACCCGCGCCAAGGAAGAUGACGCCGGCAUGUACAUCUGCUUAGGCGCCAACACCAUGGGCUACAGCUUCCGCAGCGCCUUCCUCACUGUGCUGCCAGACACAAAGCCUCCCAUCACGCCGAAUUUCUCCCCGGCCUCCAGCUCCCUCCCCUGGCCCGUCAUCAUCGGCAUCCCCGCUGGCAUCGUGUUCAUCUUUGGCACGGUGCUGCUGUGGUUCUGCCAGAGCAGAAAACACUGCCCCCCUCCCAGCGCUCCUUCAGCCGCUGGUGCACAGGUGCUGCAGAGCUCCCACCGGCUGCCGUAUCGAGAACGGGAUCGAGGCUGUGCGGCUCCGUCAUCCAGCUCCUCGAGCCCGGAGAAAGACUGCAUGAGCUCCAUGAACUAUGAGGAGUACUUGGCACAGCAGCAGCUCCUCCUCAGUCAGGGAGGACCGACAAUCCCCCCUAAAAUCUACCCCAAAAUCUACACAGACAUUCACACGCACACUCACUCCCAUGUGGACGGGAAAGUACAUCAGCAUCAACACAUUCAUUUCCAGUGUUAGCCAGUGUGCCAAAUAUCCCUCACUAACUUUCCCAGUGAGUUAUGGACCUCUUGAGUGACAUUCACCUGGCAUUGCUCUUUAUGAACUUCGUCACACUCUUCUUAUAGCUGGAGCGUGUCAGGAAAGAGUGCUUAUGGGAAAACCAGUGGCCAGUGAUACAUCCAAACUUCCAUAUUUGGUGCUUAAUCUCUACCGUUCAGAUCCUCACACCACUAAACUCCAUUGAUCCUUGUUGUGCGCUUAACACAAUCAGAGGAGAAGAACAUUUUUGCAGCGUGUGAGUUCAGUCGCAGCUAUUCAGGCCAGCUGAAAGCUCCUCCUCUGCAGUUGCAUUUUCCCACUUGGGGUAUCGCUGUUUGGGGGGGGUUGGGUUUUACCUUUCACUUAUUCAGCUGUCACAGUGCAGAGUUCUGUACAGUCUGCAUGAAUGAAGAUGAAAAUGGUACUCAAGAUUUACAAAGGAGUCGUUUUUUACGCUCCUACUCAGGUAGUCCUUUUGUUUGUUAAAGAUGCAUAAUGUUUGGAAUGCAGACCACUAUCCCUUUGUCGCCUCCCUCCAUCUCCAUCCCUCUUUGUUCCUGUUGAAAGUGAAAUAGAGUAGGCCGGUGAGUGUCAGAGCCUUUAAUGGCGUGCAAACCUAGCCUAAGACUGCAAGGGAUGGAAGAAAUGUGUUUUCCGAAUCAGUUCUCGUUAUCAUUUGAACGUCUUUUUAAAGGUAGAUUCCCAUCAUCAGUUAAACGCAUGUGGAGUUAAACUAGCAUUCACCACAGUUUAUGAAGCUGUAGUCUUUAUUAUCAAACUGAGUCAUGAAUAUUUAAUUUAUUUUGCUAAAUAUGUAUCAAAGUUUAUUUUUCAGAGUAAGGCAUUUUUACAUAUCUAUGUAUGUAAUGUUAUUAAAGUAUACUGUUGAUGUUAUGUUUAGUACAUUUUGAGUACUUUGUCAGUUUAAUCACAUUUAGUUAAUGCCAAUAUUUUAGGUUUCUGUAUGUAAUUGGUUAUAUUUGACAAUCCAGUAUGAUGAUGUACUCUGUUCAAGGCUCAAAAGCUAAGUCAUCUGAAGCAUGAUGGUUUGGUAGUUUCAUUAAAUGACCUGAAACGAA